Perca fluviatilis (European perch) is the source of this 3066-nucleotide messenger RNA. RefSeq names its product vesicle-associated membrane protein 8 (endobrevin) (gene vamp8). Gene Ontology annotation, biological process: vesicle-mediated transport; vesicle fusion; SNARE complex assembly. The record is from RefSeq and is a predicted model, not a curated record. Gene Ontology annotation, cellular component: SNARE complex; plasma membrane. NCBI's taxonomy places the organism in Eukaryota, Metazoa, Chordata, Actinopteri, Perciformes, Percidae. The transcript has 3 exons. The coding region runs from base 199 to 564 and encodes 121 amino acids. Gene Ontology annotation, molecular function: syntaxin binding; SNAP receptor activity.
GCCGCUUGACACUUGAAGCGAAGGAAUGAAGUUUGAACGGGGGAAAAAACAACCAGGAAGUUAAACAGAGGAAGAAACGCAGUGGUAGAGCAUCAAACGCAAAUCUAAGAGGGUUCAUAAAGGUUUUAAAAUAACAGCGUUACCUUAAAACAAAGUUGAUUCAUCGGAUUGUGGUCAAAGGGCAUAGUUUGCAACAAGAUGGACAUCGAUCCGGAGCGAGGAGGAGCGGCGGCGGCGGAGCCACAGGACAAGGUGAAGACCUUGAGGGAUCAAGUAGAUGGAGUGAAAGACAUCAUGACGCAGAAUGUAGACCGGAUCCUGGCUCGAGGAGAGAGACUCGAUGACCUCAUGGGCAAGUCAGAGGACCUGCAAGCAGGGGCUCAGCACUUCAAGCAGACGUCUCACAAAGUGGCUCGCACCUACUGGUGGAAGAACGUCAAGAUGGUCGUGGUCAUCGUGGUGGUCGUCCUCGUCAUCGUGCUCAUCAUCAUCCUGCUGGCCACCGGAGUCAUCCCUGUCAGUGCCUCUGCGCCUCCUGUAAUUCCUCCCACCAUCAAGCCAUAAGAGAGAGAGACACACCCACACACACACACACACACACACACACACACACACACACACACAAUGUAUAUACAAUCAUAAACAAACCCAUUCUUAUUGCACAUUAUACAAAGUAAUAUAUAGACUAAAGCAAAUAACUGCUGUCUGGUGAAACCUUUAUUACUUCUAAGUUAGUUUCCACUGGUUAAACUUCAUGCUUUUAUUAGAAUUCAACGACUUUGUGCCUUGGUUUAAGGAACGUGAGCCUUUGAGACCCUUAAACACAAUUUAAGCGUAGCCAUUUUCAACAUUUGUGAGAAAUUAAACAAAAGUGUCUGGGAGGUCUAAGGUCCGUCCCUGUUCUCAGAGGAUGCUUCAUAUCACCACGUCAGUUCCUCUUUGUGGAUUACCACCCAAGGCUUUUCCACCCUGGCAAAGAGGAAGUCAAUUUUAAUUUGCGUAGAUGAAAGUAAUCAAUGUGGAUUUCUCCAGUCUCUUAACUUGACAUUAUGUUUGUCUUGAAUGCUCUCACUGAAGUGAACCUUUUACAGAAGGCAGGUUGGAUAGUUUAAAAGCUGAAAAAAGGCAGUUUCUAAAAGAAAGUGUUUUUGCCGUCAUUGCACAAACGCACCACACAAAUAUGUAACAAUUUUAGGUCACCCUUUAUAUAAUGAAAUUCUGAAUUGUGUAUUGGAUAUGUAUGUUACUAUUUGUGGGCUUAUUUCUUUUCAAAGUGCUUCCCAGUUUCUUUGUAGUUCGACAAUCUAGAAUAAGCAAUCACCAUAGAAAUUCCUUUUUUUUAAAUUUGUCAGUUUAUUGAAUGUAUACACUUAGCACUGCUGUAGUUCUUUCAAAUGUACUGUAAUUAGCUCCUUAUUGGUGUUGAGGGCUCAUGUUUGAGUAGAGAAUAGCACACAGUCAAAGAUUAGGAAACAACUAGUCUCGCUUUGCCAGACCUUCCUCCACUGAGCUGCGGAGGAGGGUCUGGCUAGUCCUCACAGCAUUCCAGGAUGGGAUGGAAGUUGUUUUAGUCGUGCAACAUAAAAACUCAGAUUGGACAGAUAGUCUAGCUAGCUGUCUGGAUUUACCCUGCAGGGAUCUGAGGAGCAGUUAACCAUAGUCCUUAUAAAUCCACCGGAGUUUGGAAUUACAACACAAAGAAAGCGCAAGGUAACGGGACAUCCGAAUACGGACACCCGAAAAGAGUGACAUCCGGCGGAAUUUCCAGCAGACCGAGCGCAAUCUCGGAGGUGGAACGCCGUGGAUAUAGACUAGGAAACAACUGUAAUUCACAAGAAUCCCUGAACUGUGUUGAGUUUCAAAAAACGGUGAGCUGGGACACCACUGGCUACAUCACAAUGUGUCGUUGAUUAAGGCUAUACAAUUUAACUGAUGACAGGACCUGAAGAUGAAAGGUUUUUCUACUCCACAGCAAUGCCUGGUCCUUUAGAAGGGAAGAUUGUACCUCUGUACAGUUUGUGCUCUGCAGUAUCAUUAGUCCUUUUUUUUUUUUUUUUUUUUUUUUAAACAGAUCAUGUUCCUUUUUUCCUUGCUUUUUUAACUCUAGAGAUAUUGCAGUUUAAAUGUCAGGCUUUGGUACUUUGAUUCAGUAAACAAACAAGCCAAUAGGGUCAGCCUGUUUUAUGGUCUGUUCCCACACUAGUAGUUGUGGAAGAUCAGGCUCUUCCAGCCAACCAGCUGAGAGCGAUCAUUUACAGUUACAGCCCCUCCGCCCCCGCUGGCUCCAUGGCAACCAAUAGUAAUAAAACCCACAGUCACAGCUUAUGACUAGGAAAACUUCUUUCAGAAUACAAGCUCGCCUCCCCACCUCUGUCUGCUGUUACAGGACCAGUUUAGAUUCAAAUGGGUCCAAAAUGAUUCCCAUUCUGAACUGUAAAUAGUCAACAUAAUCACACCUUUAUGUAUAUUUGCAACAGCCUUUAACCAAAUGUUGUUAAUGAAAGUAUCUUGUUUCUUUAGAGGCUAUCUAUUUAAUGCUUCAUGUCAUUCAUGUUCUUUCUUUUUUAAUCGAAAAUUAACCAAUAAAAGCUGCAAGUGAUUUCCGUAUAUAUAAACCGAUAAUCCAGACUGAUUAAUCGUAAAAUGGUACAGUUCAAUUACUCUGCUGGUAAUCAUUUUCUGUAAGUGCAGUAGGUGUAUUUUGGAACAAAUUCUCCAUUGUGUGUUUUUGUUACAAGGCUCUGGGGUGCAGUAGUCCUAAUCUCUUUGCCUCUUUGCCUGACUGUUCACUGGCUCAUCCUGAUGCGAUUAAGGCUGUGUGUGAGGACAUUGACAUCACAUUUCUGUUCCUGCGGGCUCCAGCUGCAGCAGGUCCGUCUCUGUCUUGAACUCUGGUCAUGUUGAAUCCACAUUCUCGAAACGGAUGAAAUAACACAGUCCUGCUCAGCUGACCUAUGAUGUAUCUGGAUGUUUGAUUAGUAGAAUCCUCAAGGUCUUAUUCCGAUGACUUAAGGUGUUUAAUGGUUUAAAAUGGUCUGAUGUGAAAUAAAUAAUAUUUACCUCUUC